Messenger RNA from Vicia faba (fava bean), 534 nucleotides. NCBI's taxonomy places the organism in Eukaryota, Viridiplantae, Streptophyta, Magnoliopsida, Fabales, Fabaceae. The record is from the annotation of a GenBank genome assembly.
AUGGCAUCAUCAUCCAGCUCAUACAAUUCACCUUGCGCGGCCUGCAAAUUUUUGAGGAGAAAAUGCAUGCCAGGGUGCAUUUUUGCACCUUACUUUCCACCAGAAGAGCCACAAAAAUUUGCAAACGUGCACAAAAUAUUUGGUGCUAGCAAUGUGACAAAGCUUCUCAACGAACUCCUCCCACACCAAAGAGAGGAUGCAGUGAACUCACUAGCCUACGAAGCCGAAGCACGAGUGAGGGAUCCAGUUUAUGGCUGUGUUGGUGCUAUCUCUUUUCUUCAAAGACAAGUUCAGAGGCUCCAAAAGGAGCUUGAUGCUGCUAACACUGAUCUUCUUCGUUAUUCUCUCACUGAUAUCCCUCCACCUCCACCGUCAUCUCUUUCUGUGCCACCAGGAAUGGUGUCAGUUCAACAAAUGCCACAAAGACAGUUUAGUGGAAGUACUUAUUCUUCUUUUCCUUAUUCUCUUCCUUGGACUGAUACUUCAUCAGAGGACAUGAGUGAGGGUGGUGGAGGAGGAGGAAAUCAUUUGUGA